Molecule: messenger RNA, 638 nt
Organism: Vavraia culicis subsp. floridensis
Lineage: Eukaryota; Fungi; Microsporidia; Pleistophoridae
Exons: 1
Coding region: 1-366 (121 amino acids)
Source: RefSeq, a predicted model, not a curated record
AUGUUCCAUCCUGUUUGUGAUAACGGCACUUUUCUUUCCUGCUUCUGCAGGGUUUUUCAGAAGUCAAAUGCAACCUGCAUCGUUGCUCAGCCUACUUCAGUGUCCGUGUAUCUCGUCUCUUCAAUUCGCUGUAAGUGCGUUUUCGUGUUUAACAAGAUUGUGGUCAAUUGCUCUGGCAGCGAUUUAUUCGCAUUUAUUGUAAGAAGCUCUUUUGUACGUGCUUGCUCCAAUAUUAGGUUGAUAGAAAUAAUGGUGGAUGUUCGCAAGGUGAUAAUAAUAUGUAAAUCCCAUGUAUCGUUUAUGUGCAAGAGGCAUAAAUUCAUUUUGCGAUAUCUGGUAAGCUCAACUCUUUGUACCAGAAGAUAAAGUACUGUUCAUGAUCAAGCUCUAAAAAUUUUAUGUGCAUCGUUUAGCGCUUGAUCCUGUGGUUUAAAAUCUAUCAACCGUAUCAGUGUCUGUUGUUUUUGUCAUGGGAACAAAUUUUGGUCUGUCAACACAUCCGUAAAACAAUGAAGUACACGUAGUAAAUAAACGUGCUUUUGGUAGCAAAGGGUCGUUUUUGGCCGUAUUAACGCAAAUGUUGGGUGCAACGUAUUUGUGCGCUACGAACGUGUUGUCAUUUCGAAACUACGAUGAUG